AUGCUCCUGCUUUAUGAGGUUUACGGUAGCUAUUCAGUCUCUUUUUUCCAGCAGCUGAGAGUAGUGGAAAGCCUGGGAAUCCAAGCACAUCAGCGGCUACAGCUAUGGCUGAGCGCCGCGCCUUCGCCCAAAAAAUCAGCAGGUAAGGGAGUUACUUCUAACUUUAACAGUGAUUGCACUGACAGAGUCCCUCGUUCAAGCUACGCUGUUUUCAAUCUUUAAAAACCUAUCGUCCUCUGCGCUCCAUUUCAAGGCAAAGCCAUUCGCAAUUAAGGCCCAGCCAGCUAGCAUCCAUCCAAGCUAGCUGUCGUUAGCCAUAUCAAAGAUGCCCCAGUGUCAGUCGUAGACUCGCCCAUAGAGAACAGGGGUCUGUUUUUCGCAAUGUUAUUUUUUGUCUCGUGCGGUUGCAUUCAUACCGGUUUGAAAUUUACGUUUGACAUAUAUCGUACUAUCAAACCCAACCAUUAUAUUUAUUUACAAGGAUUUAGCUAAAUAUUCAUUGGACUGCGUGUAGAAAAUCCGUAGUAACGUUAGACAGCUGAGUUACUUUGGUGGCUACGGCUGGGUGGAUGCCACUGACACAUCGACGAGACUUCAUUGACACGGUAGCAAACAGUACAGUACCUAAAAUCGUCAUGGAGAGCGUUAGUUAGUUUACCUGUAAAAGCCCAAACAUUAUCAAAGCUAUAUCUGCCCCAGUUCAAUGUAUGCAUUCAGAUCUAAUACGUCUAUUGAAACGAACAAAGGGCUUUGUGUCAAUUUCAGUUGCUUGCUGUGCAUGCCAGUGGAAUUAAAGCUGGAUGUAAAACAAUGGAGUGGAAAAUGGGUCAUAUCUCACAUGUAAAGAAAGAGUUUGUUAUAUCAUUAAAAAAAGCCAAGGAGUAACCAAUCGCAACAUCCAACUGUUGAUUGUAAUUGUCAAACUGAAACUGCCAAAACAUUAUAAAGUAGUUAGCGAGAUUAUGUUGCCCAAAUCACACUUAAACCGUAUGUGGUAGAUCAAAUGAAUAAGAUGCCUUUAAGCCGUAUUUAGUCCACCCAUCAAACGUUUUACAGUACAGCAGUCUGUGCCAGGAGGCAAAUUAUAAGCCUAUUCAUAAUGGUAAUUGUGGCUGUGGGGUUGGUUUCAGUUUAGGAGUGACUAGUGUCUGCAGUAUUUUGACAUUUGCCAAGCCGUAAGUGUAAAAAGGAGGUUAUGAAGCAGUUGUUGUCAACAUAAAGUACAUAGGCCUACCAAGAAUGUCUGCACAAAUAAAGAAGAGAGAAACAAAUAAGUGAUGUAUGGACAUAACCCUUCUAUAGAGAAUAAUCACACACACACACGUCUUACUAUACUUGAGGACUUUUUGUGGACCAACAAUUGAUUCCCAUUCAAAAUCCUAUUUUCCCUUACCCUAACCUUAACUCUAAACCUAACCCUUAAGCCUAAAAUAGCCAUUUUACAAGUGAGGACGAGAGAAAUGUACUCACUUCUCUGAAUUUUAGUUGGGUUACUAGACUUCUGGUACUCACAAGUAUAGUAAAAUGUGUAGACACAAACACACACACACGGUUGAUCUCAGACCUCCAUGUUUGAGGAAGGAGCACCACCACCCCCAAAGGAUUAUGGUUUAUCUUUGAGGGUUUUUGGAAAGCUCUGCCUUCAGUUUAUUCACAUCAGAUCAGAUGGAUAAAGCAAUGUGAUGACAUCUCCUGGUAUUAUUUAGAAAUUACUGACAGAAUGAGACUGUAAGAAUAGCAGGUAUUUUAUCCAUCAUGUCUUCUGUUGUUGGUGUGAGUCUGGCUGUCUUUGUAUUAGUAGGACUGGGGGAGUAUGGCUCUGUUCUGCAUAUUGUCUGAUCUGAACAAAAGCAUUUCUGUUAAGUAUUUUCUUCCCAAAUGUCAUCUCAGAAAGUCUAAACCUUUUGGAAGACUUUAGAGACAGUGGGGCCUGUUCAAAAUCCCUUUCAUCUUUGGAGUUGAGACUGAGGUUCAGUUCUUUCUCCUGAAGUCAGGCCAAAACAAUGUCUGACUUGUGUUUUGCAUUUAAACCUACAAUAUGUAACGUUUUGAGCGACCCAACCAAAUUCACGUAGAAAUGUGUUGUAUAGAUAUCUAAUUCUCAUUGAAAGAAAGUCUAAAAAGCGGUUGAUCUGUUCUAUGAGCUCUUUCAAUGCUUCCCGUUAAGUUUAGUUUGCUUUACUUUCAGUUUUAUAUUACUUUCAACUUUCAGUUUUGCAUUACUUUUAAUUACAGAUCUAUAACUCAUAUUUCUAUGUGAAUUUGGUCGGGUCAUCCAAAAAGUUACAUAUUGCAGCUUUAAGUGUGUCAGGUGACCUUGUGUUCCUCCAGUGUUCCAAAUAUGCACUGCAGAGAGUGGUUAUCUUAGUGCGAUGAACAAAAAGGAGCGUGCUAGCCUUAAUCACGUUGUCUGUUCCUCCUGACCUGAGCAGUGACCAGGCAGGCUAAAUAAAGGUCCUGAAUAUAAGCUCCAGCAGCAGAACAGUGCUAUGUAUUGUAGCUGGUUCAGUGCAUCUGCCUGUUAUCCAGGUGACAGCACUGCAGUAGCCACCGGUGGAUCUAGGCCUAGCCUACAUCAUAAUGUCUUUCCUGAGUUGGAAAGUUAUAUGCUUUAUUUCCACUUGCCUGAGAUUCAGAAAUUCAUCCCUCCCUCCAUCUCUUCAAGUUCCUCUCACAUGACAUUUUUAUAAUUUAAUUGUUUGUGCCUCCCUCCCUGGGUUAGUGCUGCGUAGUUGUUUUGUUCAAGGUUCAAGGGUACGGAGGGGUUUUGAUGGUGGCUGUGAUUUAAAGGGACACAGAGUGGUGCAGUCAGUCAGCAGCAGUUGCCUAGCCAAGCGCUUUGUGUUGCUGACGGAGGUCCAGGGAAUUGUAUUUGUUCUCUCUCCUCUGUGGUGUGAUAGAGUGCCGUGUCAGAGGGGGCAGUAAGGCCACCAGCAGGGCCAGGGAGAGAGCGAGCCCUGAGCCACAGCAGGGACCAUAAUAGUCAUGUUUGGCCCACAACAGAACUGCUGGCCUUGACUGUACUGUACCUGACCUGCAGAGUGACCAGACCACUGCAGUAAAUGGCCUUCUCUAUUAACGUAUUCCGCUUACACACUGCCUUGUCUUUCGCUUGCCCUUUUCAAACUCAAGUGUAUGAGAUGGCUUUACCGUAAGCAGCCUGGAGGCAUCGUCUAUGACUGUGUUGUGUGUGUGUGUAUAUAAGCAAAACCUAGAUCAAAUAGAUACAAAAUAUAGCCUCAAGCUAUAGGCUUACAUGUUUUAUCUGAGUCUGUUAGCUGUUUUGCAUGAUGUAACACGACAGCUUGAUAUUCACUGCUAAGCUUCUCUCUCUCUCCUCCCUGCAGAACUGUUGCAGCCGAGGUAAGAAAACAGAUCGCUGGUCAGUAUGGGGGCUCCCCACAGCUCCUCAAGAACCUCAACGUGGGUGCUGCCGCCAGCAACACCGUAAGUACCUACCCACAAUGCAUCUGGGUGUUCGGGGAGAGGUGAAGAGGGAGGGAAAUAGGGUUGGAGUGUAUCUGCUAACAAUUAAGGUCCAUUCUUCACACCCUCUCAACCCCUACUAUAGUGUGGUCAGGGACUAUACUGCCUGGCCCCUCCCACCAGUAAGUGUUUGCUGAGCCAUUGACUUUUAGCGACCUUUAGCGCCCUAAUGGCGUCCUCUCCCUAGUCCGACUACCGCUGAGCUGAAGGAGCAAAUACCCAUCCUUAAUUAGGCUAAAGCUGACUGUUUAAUUAAACUGUGAACGGAUUGUGUUUGUGUUCUAAAUUCCCCCCAAAAGCUUUAACUGAACUUAGUGAGGAAUUAGACUCCCCCUGGGUGCUUUGUUUUUAGAAAUAGACAGAAGCAAGCCUAUAAAGCCAUUAGACUAUGCCUGAGGUGGUUUGCUAGCCAAUACUUGCUUUUCCAGUUACUUCAGAGUUGUGAGCAUUUCCUCAGUGAUCCAAAGUGUCUGUCUGCCAAUAUAAAAGAUAAGGUUCCCUGAGAAUUUGAUUUGUUUUAAAAAGGUUCUCGGGCUAGAACAUGUCUCGUAACAUGCAUCAAGCCACAGGAUUUGCUGACAGCUAAGUGUUGAUAUUUCUUUGCUAGUAAUCCAGCUGGACUUCUUGGGGACAAUUCUUUUUGGCAGCUAACCCAGUUUUUAAUAGGUAGGCCUAUUAAGAAAUUAUCUGAUUUGGCACUCACUCACACAGCCUUUCCUCUCUGUUUCCAGGUUCCUCUCACAGAGGCAGUGGAGCCGGUAGACUUUGAGGAGUACCUCAUCACCCAUCCCCCCAUCAUCGAGUCGGGCCCCCUGAGGGACCUCAUCGAUUUCCCCCCGGAUGACAUCGAGGUGGUCUACACCCCCAGAGAGUGUCGUACCGUGGGACAGGUGGUGCCUGAGGAAGGGUAGGUGCUGCUGGGGACGGCUCGACUGGCUGGGUUAGAGUUGGUACUGAGGAACAUCAAUCAAAUCAAUCAAUAAAAUGUAUUUAUAAAGCCCUUUUUACAUACAGUUGUCACAAAUUUAUUUUCAGUAGAAAGCGAAAGGGAAACAAAAAGUACAGUGUACUGCAAAUGCUCAUAACCCCUUAAAUCAAAACCCUAACCAAACUGUGGAAAAACCCACUGUACCCCUCCACAUCUGUCAACCUGCUGGAGCUUGAUGGGGAUAUACCAUCAUCACGAAGGCUGGGGAAAGCCCCAUACAGAACCAGUAGAGACUGUAUUAUUUUUUAUUUUUUUAUCAGUAGAGACGUUGUCAGAGACCUCUAGGCUGUAGAAGUAGGCCUACAGUGCCUUGCAAAAGUAUUCAUCCCCCUUGGCGUUUUUCCUAUUUUGUUGCAUUACAACCUGUAAUUUAAAUUGAUUUUUUUAUUUGGAUUUCAUGUGAUGGACAUACACAAAAUAGUCCAAAUUGGUGAAGUGAAAUGAAAAAAAGAACUAGUUUCAAAGAAUUCUAAAAAAUAAAUAACGGUAAAGUGGUGCAUAUGCAUAUGCAUAUAUAUAUAUAUAUAUAUAUAUAUAUAUAUAUAUAUAUAUAUAUAUAUAUAUAUAUUUAUAUAUAUAUAUAUAUUUAUAUUUCACCCCCUUUGCUAUGAAGCCCCUAAAUAAGAUCUGGUGCAACCAAUUACCUUCAGAAGUCACAUAAUUAGUUAAAUAAAGUCCACCUGUGUGCAAUCUAAGUGUCACAUGAUCUCAGUAUAUAUAAACCUGUUCUGAAAGACCCAGAGUCUGCAACACCACUAAGCAAGGGGCACCACCAAGCAAGCGGCACCAUGAAGACCAAGGAGCUCUCCAAACAGGUCAGGGACAAAGUUGUGGAGAAGUACAGAUCAGGGUUGGAUUAUAAGAAAAUAUCCUAAACUUUGAACAUCCCAUGGAGCACCCUUUUUAAAUUCAUUAUAAAAAAAUGGAAAGAAUAUGGCACUACAACAAACCUACCAAGAGAGGCCGCCCACCAAAACUCAUGGACCAGGCAAGGAGGGCAUUAAUCAGAGAGGCAACAAAGAGACCAAAGAUAACCUGAAGGAGCUGCAAAGCUCCACAGUGGAGAUUGGAGGAUCUGUCCAUAGGACCACUUUAAGCCAUACACUCCACAGAGCUGGGCUUUACGGAAGAGUGGCCAGAAAAAAGCCAUUGCUUAAAGAAGAAAAUAAGCAAACACGUUUGGUGUUCGCCAAAAGGCAUUUGGGAGACUCCCCAAACAUAUGGAAGAAGGUACUCUGGUCAGAUGAGACAAAUUUAGCUUUUUGGCCAUCAAAGAAAACGUUAUGUCUGGCGCAAACCCAACACCUCUCAUCACUCGAGAACACCAUCCCCACAGUGAAGCAUGGUGGUGGCAGCAUCAUGCUGUGGGGAUGUUUUUCAUCGGCAGGGACUGGGAAACUGGUCAGAAUUGGAGGAAUGAUGGAUGGCGCUAAAUAUAGGGAAAUUCUUGAGGGGGAACCUGUUUCAGUCUUCCAGAGAUUUGAGACUGGGACGGAGGUUCACCUUCCAGCAGGACAAUGACCCUAAGCAUACUGCUGAAGCAACACUUGAGUGGUUUAAGGGGAAACAUUUAAAUGUCUUGGAAUGGCCUAGUCAAAGCCCAGACCUCAAUCCAAUUGAGAAUCUGUGGUAUGACUUAAAGAUAGCUGUACACCAGCGGAACCCCUCCAACUUGAAGGAGCUGGAGCAGUUUUGCCUUGAAGAAUGGGCAAAAAUCCCAGUGGCUAGAUGUGCCAAUCUUUAUAGAGACAUACCCCAAGAGACUUUCAGCUGUAAUUGCUGCAAAGGGUGGCUCUACAAAGUAUUGACUUUACGGGGGUGAAUAGUUAUGCACGCUCAAGUUCUGUUUUUUUGUCUUAUUUCUUGUUUGUUUCACAAUAAAAAAUAUGUUGCAUCUUCAAAGUGGUAGGCAUGUUGUGUAAAUCAAAUGAUACAAACCCCCAAAAAAUCCAUUUCAAUUCCAGGUUGUAAGGCAAGAAAAUUAGGAAAAAUGUCCUAGGGGGGUGAAUACUUUCGCAAGCCACUGUACAUCAGGUCUAACUCUAGUACAGCAAGCUGGAUGUUUCUCCUCAUAUCCCUCUAACCUGAUUACACAAAUUGAUUUACCAAAUGAAUAAAGCAAAUAACUGAUCUGUUUUUGGCGUGUGUCACAUAGAUGCGGUAAAGAGGUCUAUCGAACUCGACCAAAACAAUGGAAUUGCCAUGGAAACGCGUGGGGGAAAUAUCCCUAGUCGCCUCAUUGCCCCCCAGCAAAAUGGGCCUACAUGUAGGCUAUUGUUUAUGUGUAUUUCACACUAUGUUGAGGUACAAAUCGGAGUAUAAUGCUUGUAUGGAUGUCAACACCAACACAUUUAUGUCAUCGUUACCAAUCAACUGCAUUACAGUUAGAAAUGACUACCACCUGGGGCCUCCAGAGUGGGCGUCACUACAGACCCAGGUUCGAUCCCGGGCGUGAUCGGGAGUCCCAUAUGGCGGCGCACAAUUGGCCCAGCGUCGUCCAGGUUAGGGGAGGGUUUGGCUGGGGGGUCUUUACUUGGCUCAUCGUGCUCUAGCGUCUCCUUGUGGCGAGCCGGGCGCCUGCAGGCUGACCUCGGUCGUCAGUUGAACUGUGUUUCCUCUGACACAUUGGUGCGGCUGGCUUCUGGGUUAAGCGAGCAGGUGUUAAGAAGCGCGGUUUGGCGGGUCAUGUUUCGGAGGACGCAUUACUCAACCUUCGCCUCCCGAGCCCGUUGGGGAGUUGCAGCGAUGAGAAAAGAUCGAUAUUGGGGAGAAAAAGGGGUAAAAUUUAAAAAAGACUACCACCACGAAUUUCAGUGUGCUAGCAAUGCUAACCAGCUUAUACGAACGGGACUUAGCAUUUAGCAGUCACUUCUUCUAAACCUGAAAAAGGACCACUUCUACAUGUUAUGAAGCAAAAACAGCCAAAUAUAUCAAAAUCGGACUGCGCCAAUCUGGUCAGUGGAACGUCUGUUCCAUUGACUCCUUUACCACAUCUAUAGAAUUGCCUCUCACUUGAUAGGCUAGUAGAGAUAAGAUGUCUGUGGCUCAUGCUGCUACCAUAUAAAUAGAAAGAAUAGAACGGGCGUCGGGAAAAGUAAAUGAUGGUAUAAUGGGUAGACUGGCGGCCAUUGCAAGUGUACUCAUAGAGGCAAAGCAGGAAGUAAAAGCAGGAGUGUACCCAUCAAUCUGCAAUAUGAUUUGUUGAAUAAACUCUGACAUUAAAAAAAUACAUUCCAUUGCAUGAGCAACAUCAUUUUAGCAUAAUUUUCAAUGAACAUUCUACAUUACCAUGGAAAUUAUUGCAUCACAAUACCAGGCAGCCCAUGAGUACCCAUGAGUUUACCAGUCAAAUUGUCAGGGUUAGAGGUUGCAAGCAAGUUUUAUUCAUUCUAUUACUACAGCUGUUACUGCUACCAUCCUCCAUACAGACAGGACAUUUGCUUCAGUCUAGUGAUUUAUUAGCACUAUUGAUUUGAUACUGUCUGCUGAUGGUGUCUGAGAGCUGCAGCCUGGGAUCUGGUUAGAUAGAAAUGGAUUGUCUAAACAGACAUGAACUGACAGAAUUGAAUAUUUGUCAAGUAAAAUAGGUCAUCGUGUUUGCUUUAUUGAUUGCAUUUCUAUCUGAACGUUUAACCUCAAUGAAUACACCCAUGGUGUUGAAACUGUGACUGUGAAAUGCUGUGUCUCUUUGUGUUCCAGGGACAAUGACGCCCACGUCAGAGACUGUGUCAGGUCCUACACUGAGGACUGGGCCAUCGUCAACAGAAAGUAAGGCUCCUCUCUCUGUUAUUUAAGGAGCUUUUCCUUUUAUAAGACCAAUUCAUUCAACCUUAACACCCCCAAUUUAACACUUUAUAUAUAUAUAUAUUUUUUAACACAUAGCAGCUAGCAACUAGUUAUUUACCUUAACACUCACAUUAUGUUCUGCUUAUUUCAACAGAUACCAUAAGCUUGGUACAGGGUUUAACCCUAACACCCUGGACAGGCAGAAGGAGAGGCAGAAAGGCCUGCCCAAACAGGUGUUUGAGGCCGAUGAGAUGCCAGACGUUAGCACUUACCAGGACGACCAGGUAACCCAUAGCAACUGGGCAGUCAACCAGGUAACCCAUAGCAACGGGGCAGUUGACCAGGUAACCCAUAGCAACUUGGCGGUCGACCUGGUAACCCAUAGCAACAGGGCAGUCGACCAGGUAACCCAUAGCAACGUGGCGUUCAUCUUACGCUUCAUCUUUUGUGGUAUGUUUAGUCCCUGACCUGUGUUUUUCUGUCGUCUUCCAGGAUGAUCUGAAGCGUAGGUCCAUGUCCAUUGACGACACCCCGCGUGGCAGCUGGGCCUGUAGUAUCUUUGACCUGAAGAACUCUGUCCCCGACGCCGUCCUGCCCCACCUGCUUGACCGGGCCCCCAACGAGGAGAUAGACCGGCACAACGAGGAGCACCGCAAGUCCCACCGCCACCGCGAGCUCUUCGCCCUGCACCCCGCCCUCGAUGAGGUAUAUACACAGAGAGACCCACACCGUCCUCUAGAUAGUGCCUUUAGAAGUGUCCGGCCAGCUGUUGCUUUGGCAUAGUGCAUGUCUGUCUCAUUACAUUAAUGUGUCAUCAUCCAUGGUUAUGCUUUCACCAUAGUUACGUCUAAUAUGGAUUUCUAAAGCGAUGAAAUGUCAUGAAGCAGGUGCCACUGAUUUCACACUUUGAAUGUGAAAAUAAAUGUUUUCCUGAGAUACAGGGCUCCUGCACAGUACAUUCCAAUAACUGUUAUUAUGUUCAUGGUUUUCCUAUAACUAUUAUUUGUAUGUGCGUCCUCAGGAGGAACCAAUAGAGCGCCACUGUGUGCCUGACGUCCCUAAAGAACACUUUGGCCAGAGGCUACUCGUCAAGUGCUUGUCCUUGAAGUAAGUGGAGGACACACACAGCCUUUACAAAGCCUUUUAACUGUCUUUUUAACUGCCUUCUGCUGACCCAAUCCUUUUUCCCCUUGAAGAUUUGAGAUCGAAAUCGAGCCCAUAUUCGCCUGUUUGGCCUUAUAUGAUGUAAAGGAAAAGAGAAAGGUAAGCUGUUGUUUUCCUCAAUGCCACUUGGCCCUGAGUUGUUGGGUCAGUCUCUGAAAAACCAUUAAAAGUCCAUGUGAACUAAAUGACUGGGCUAUAAAAGUGUAUGUAUUGGACCUGUUCUCCUUGUGUGAAUACUCUAUAAAUCAUACCAUAUAUCUAUAUGAGUGACUCUCCACUCAAUCGUUUCUCAUUCCCAACAAACACUAGAGGGUAGCAGUAACCGUUGUUAAAAAAAGUCAAAAAUUUCUGCCCUCGAAUUGCCUACUCUUCCAUGUGAGUUCUCAGUCAAUUUACAGUAAAGAAACAAUAAAAAAAAAUUCUUUUUUUAAAGAUAUGGUAUUGGUAAUAGAUUGAGAAAUAAGUUGCACUAUCAGAACCAUACUUCAGGACCAGCAGACAGUAUGGUUGUUAAUAUUAGUCUGCUGUCUUUUACAGUAUUUUAGUAUAAUGCUCACGUGUCUGUCGCCAUCAGAUAUCGGAGAACUUCUUCUUUGACCUGAAUUCAGAGCAGACUAAAGGGAUGCUGCGCCCCCACAUCCAGGCAGCAGCAAUUUCUACUCUGGCACGCUCCGCCAUUUUCUCCAUCACGUACCCCUCCCAGGACGUCUUCCUCGUCAUACAGGUAAGUCAGUGUCAAUCAUCACAGGGUCUCAACUGUCAAUACACUUUACAAAUAAAUUGAGAUAAAAUCAAAAUGGAGAAAACAGUCACACACAUGACUUCCUCUCCCAUGGGAUCAGCAUCACCUCUGUCUGUCUGUGGGAUUAGUGACUGAUAACCUCUCUCCUGUCUUGGGGACAGUGACUGAUAACCUCUCUCCUGUCUUGGGGACAGUGACUGAUAACCUCUCUCCUGUCUUGGGGACAGUGACUGAUAACCACUCUCCUGUCUUGGGGACAGUGACUGAUAACUUCUCCUUUGUUGUUUGUCCCAAGCUGGAGAAGGUGUUGCAGCAGGGAGACAUAGGAGAGUGUGCAGAACCGUACAUGGUCUUCAAAGAGUCUGAUGCAGCCAAAGUAAGAUAAUUCGCAACCUGAUGGUCAAAUGAACAAUAGACUCACAUUAGUGGUAGAUGAUGUUGAUGAUGUUGAUGUGUAGAUCUCCAAACAGAUGGAGGUAGAUUUCUCUAUUGUAUUGAUUCUCUCUUUCUAUAUAUAGAACAAAGAGAAGUUGGACAAGUUGCGGAGCCAGUCAGAGCAGUUCUGCACGCGUCUGGGUCGGUACCGGAUGCCCUUCGCCUGGACAGCCAUCCACCUGAUGAACAUCGUGAACAGCGCCGGCAGUCUGGAGAGAGACACUGAGCUGGAGAUGGGACUGCCAGGUGAGAACAAUAAAGUUGGACUGAGUGGUAUUGAAUUGAACUACACAGAGGCAGGCCAAUGCUGGGACUACUGUCUACUCAGUUCAACUUUUGAUCAACUGUUGACCCCCCCCCAGAGAGGAAAGGUUCGUGGUCUGAGAGGAGGAACUCGAGCAUCGGUGGACGGCGCUCAUUAGAGAGAACCACCAGUGGAGAUGAAUCAUGUAGCCUGACCAGCUUCAGACCUGCUACCCUCACCGUCACCAAUUUCUUCAAACAGGUCAAUACUGACACUUCACGUCUACACACACACACCCCACAUUUUCUUCCCGACUGAGCCACACUGUCAUGACACACCUCCAUACACACACCACACUCUGCUACUCGCCUCACAAACUGAACUGACUUUUGUUUUAGUGUGUUAAUUUGUGUUUGUUUGACAGGAGGGAGACCGACUGAGUGACGAGGACCUGUAUAAAUUCCUGGCUGACAUGAGGAGGCCGUCUUCAGUGCUGAGGAGACUGAGGCCCAUCACAGGUACACUAACACCACCAUCAGUAUUUCAGCAAAGAUAUUCUGAUUUAUAUUGUCAUAUACAUUUAUUAUUAUAAGGGAAUUAUAAAUGGAGUUUAAGGGACUUUGUAGUCCCUCCAGACAGACUUAAAUCUGAGCUAGCAGCUAGCGAAAGACUUGACUCUGGCAUGAGACACUGGUUUUAGUUGAGGUCUGUGUGUUGAUGAUGUCGUGUCUAUGCUGUCUUGUUCCUCCAGCCCAGCUGAAGAUCGACAUAUCCCCGGCCCCAGAGAACCCCCACUACUGCUUGACCCCUGACCUCCAGCAGGUCAAGCCCUACCCAGACAGCAGGGUUCGCCCCACCAGAGAGAUACUGGAGUUCCCCCCCAGGGAUGUCUACGUACCCAACACUACCUACAGGUAA
Molecule: messenger RNA, 11763 nt
Organism: Coregonus sp. 'balchen'
Lineage: Eukaryota; Metazoa; Chordata; Actinopteri; Salmoniformes; Salmonidae
Source: the annotation of a GenBank genome assembly